This is a messenger RNA of Phoenix dactylifera (date palm), 4209 nucleotides long. NCBI's taxonomy places the organism in Eukaryota, Viridiplantae, Streptophyta, Magnoliopsida, Arecales, Arecaceae. The record is from RefSeq and is a predicted model, not a curated record.
CAUCAUGGAUACGAAAUUUGGAGAAUCAUCAGUUUCUUUUAUGAUGGUUUGACCUCCAAUAUGAGACAAUUUGUGGAAAUGAUGUGUAAUGGUGAAUUUAUGAAUAAGGAACCAGAGGAAGCCUGGGACUAUUUUGAUCUGUUGGCAGAAAAUGCACAGGCCUGGGAUACAACAGAUAAGAACGAGAAACCUCAAAAAUCGACUAAUACUAAAGGAGGAAUGUAUCAUGUUAAAGAAGAAAAUGAUGUAAAUUUAAAGAUUGCUAAUCUAACUAGGAAGGUUGAAGCCAUUGAAUUAAGCAGAGCCAAUACAGGAAAGACACCUACUAUAGAUGAAAGUAUUUGUGAAAUCUGUGAGAGUAAUGCACACUUAACCAAGGAUUGUCCUACAAUCCCCGCCUUCCAAGAAGUGUUGCAUGAUCAAGCGAAUUUCACAAAUGCUUAUAAGAGACCAUUUCCUGAAACAUAUAAUCCUAGUUGGCGAAACCAUCCUAAUUUUAGUUGGAGACAUGGACCCACUGCCAAUGAAUCUCAAGGGAAUUCCAUACCCUAUGUGCCACCCCAUAAGAGAUCUCUUGAGGAUACUUUGCAGGCAUUCAUGCAAGGGCAGACCCAGAUAAAUCAGAAUACCAUGCAGUCACUUCAAGAACUUAAAAAUUCUGUAGGUAGAAUUGAGGCUCAACUCAAUGUUAGGGAAAAAGGGACAUUUCCAGCCCAACCUCAAUCUAACCCAAAGGGUCAACAUGAGGUCCAUGAAGCAAGUUCAUCCCAACCUAAAAUUGAACAAGUUAAGUCUGUUACAACCCUUCGGAGUGGAAAAAUAAUUAACAAAGAAAUUCCAACAAAAGAUGACAAACCUAAAAAAUCUAUUGAAAAGAAUGAUGAAGAUGAUAAUGAACAAAAUGAUCCAAUACUGCAUCACAAGAUAGUUGCUCCAUUUCCUCAGCGCUUGCUUGCAGCUAAAAAGGGAAUACCUGAUCAAGAAAUUCUAGAAAUCUUUAAACAAGUAAAGAUUAACAUUCCUCUAUUAGAUGCCAUUAAGCAGAUCCCAUCUUAUGCCAAAUUUUUAAAAGAUCUGUGUACUAUAAAGCGAAAACUUUGCGUACAAAAGAAAGCUUUUCUAACUGAACAGGUGAGUGCUAUUCUCAAACACAACACCCCACCUAAAUAUAAAGAUCCUGGUUGUCCUACCAUAUCUUGCAUCAUAGGAAACUUCAGGAUACAACGAGCCCUUCUGGAUUUAGGUGCUAGUGUUAACUUACUGCCCUAUUCAGUUUAUGAACAGUUAGGACUUGGUGAAUUAAAACCCACCAAGGUUACUCUCCAACUUGCCGAUCGAUCUAUAAAGAUACCAAGAGGAAUAGUCGAGGAUGUACUUGUCCAAGUUGAUAAAUUUUAUUUUCCAGUCGACUUCAUAGUAUUAGAUACCCAGCCUGUCAUGAAUUGUACCACUCCAAUACCUGUCAUUCUAGGCCGCCCAUUUCUAGCUACUUCCAAUGCUUUAAUCAACUGUCGAAAUGGAAUAAUGAAAAUGUCAUUCGGGAAUAUGACUAUAGAUUUUAAUAUAUUUAACAUUUGUAAACAACCCGAUAAUGAUAAUGAAAAUGAUGAAAUUCAUGGAGUUAAUCUGAUCGACUCCAUUGUAGAAGAUGUUCUUGUCCCAUCGCUUUCUUCUGAUCCUUUAGAAACAUGCCUAACUCAUUUCGGAAAUACAGAUAUCAACCAAAAUUUUAGAGAAAUCAGUGCUAUAUUAGAUUCAGCUCCUUUGUUGGAUACAGAUAGGUGGAAAUCUCGUUUUGAAGAAUUGCCCACACGCAACAAUAGUCCUCUACCAUCUAGUGUUCAAGCACCUAAACUUGAGCUAAAGCCUUUGCCAUCUGAGCUCAAGUACGCAUACCUUGGUCAAGAAGAGACCUUUCCUGUGAUCAUAUCAUCCCAACUCGAACAAAAUCAGGAAUUAAAAUUAUUAGAAAUUCUCAAAGAGCAUAAGGGAGCAUUAGGGUGGACAAUUGCUGAUAUCAAGGGAAUUAGUCCCUCAAUUUGCACUCAUAGAAUCCACUUAGAGGCUGAUGCCAAACCUUCUCGUCAACCUCAACGUCGAUUAAACCCAAACAUGAAGGAUGUGGUUAGAGCAGAAGUUCUGAAACUUCUGGAUGCGGGUAUGAUCUACCCAAUUUCAGAUAGUAAAUGGGUAAGUCCAACCCAAGUGGUCCCGAAAAAAUCUGGUGUUACUGUAGUCAAAAAUGCCAACAAUGAAUUAGUUCCAACUAGGGUCCCCACUAGAAUUGAAGUAGACAAGGCUAAAAUUGAUUUAAUUGCUAACUUACCCAACCCAAAAACUAUCAAAGAUAUACGCUCAUUUUUGGGUCAUGCAGGAUUUUAUAGGAGAUUCAUUAAAGAUUUUAGCUCAAUAUCUAAACCCUUAUGUAAUCUCCUUCAGAAGGAAACCCAAUUUGUGUGGUCUGAAGAAUGUCAAAAAGCUUUUGAUAAACUUAAAAGCUUGCUGACCUCUGCUCCCAUCAUGCAACCACCUGACUGGUCACUUCCUUUUGAAAUUAUGUGUGAUGCUAGUGAAUAUGCAGUUGGGGUAGUUCUAGGGCAAAGAAAAGAAAGAAAGCCUUAUGUUAUUUACUAUGCAAGUAAGACUUUAAAUAGUGCACAAAUGAAUUACACCACUACGGAAAAAGAACUACUCACCGUAGUAUUUGCACUAGAAAAAUUUAGGUCUUACUUGAUUGGAUCCAAAAUCAUUAUCUACACUGACCAUGCUGCCCUUAAGUACCUUCUUUCAAAAAAGGAUGCUAAGGCGCGUUUGCUUAGGUGGAUCCUUCUGCUCCAAGAAUUUUUUCUAGAAAUAAGAGAUAAAAAGAGGGUAGAGAAUGUAGUAGCUGAUCACUUGUCUCGUCUCACUUUUCCAGAUUCCUUAGACAAUUCACCCAUAAAAGACACUUUUCCUGAUGAGCAACUGUUUGAGAUCACAUCUUCACCCUGGUUUGCAGACAUUGCAAAUUUUCUAGUCACAGGUGAACUACCAAGUCAUUGGAAUAAACAAGACAAAAGAAAAUUUUUGACUGAAAUAAAAAAUUUUUUCUGGGAUGAUCCUUAUCUUUUCAAAUACUGCCCAGAUCAAAUUAUUAGGAGAUGUGUACCUAAUGACGAAUUUAUUAGUGUCAUUUCCUUUUGUCAUUCUGAAGCUUGCGGUGGUCAUUUCUCUGCUAAGAAAACGGCUGCAAAAAUUUUACAGUGCGGUUUCUAUUGGCCCACCUUGUUUAAAGAUUCCCAUAACUUUUGCAAAGCUUGCGAGCGUUGUCAAAAGUUAGGUGGGAUAACUCGUAGGAAUAUGAUGCCUCUCAACCCAAUUUUAAUUAUCGAAAUAUUUGAUUGUUGGGGAAUAGAUUUUAUGGGCCCAUUUCCUCCUUCAUUCGGAAAUUUGUACAUUUUAGUAGCUGUAGAUUAUGUCUCCAAAUGGAUUGAGGCAAUUCCUUGCAAACAUAAUGACCACAAAACUGUUCUAAAAUUUUUAAAGGAAAACAUUCUUUCUAGAUUUGGAACGCCUCGAGCCAUCAUCAGUGAUGGGGGUUCACACUUCUGUAAUAAGCCCUUUGAGGCUUUAAUGCGAAAAUAUGGGAUCACCCAUAAAAUCGCCACCCCUUAUCAUCCACAAACAAGUGGACAAGUUGAAGUAUCAAAUCGAUCAAUUAAGAAUAUUCUGGAAAAAACGGUUAACCCAAAUCGCAAAGACUGGUCCUUGCGUUUAACUGAUGCACUUUGGGCUUAUCAUACUGCUUUUAAAACUCCGAUUGGUAUGUCUUCGUACCGUCUUAUUUUUGGUAAACCGUGUCACUUGCCUGUGGAAUUGGAGCAUAGAGCCUACUGGGCUAUUAAGAGAUUUAAUUUUGAUAUGGAUAAGGCUAGUUCACUACGCAAACUUCAACUUAAUGAACUAGAGGAAAUCAGGAAUGAAGCAUAUGAGAAUGUUCGAAUUUAUAAGAACAAAAUGAAAGUCUUUCAUGAUAGAAAUAUUAUGAGAAAAAUAUUUGAGCCUUCCCAGAAAGUUCUAUUGUAUAAUUCAAGACUUCAUUUAUUUCCAGAAAAAUUGAGAUCUAGAUGGACCGGCCCAUUUAUAGUUAAAACUGUUUAUCCGUAUGGAACCGUUGAAAUAGAGAAUCCAAACACCGGUAAUAUUUUUAAAGUAAAUGGCCAACGGUAA